CAUUCUGCUGCUCCAAGGCAGCGCUCCGAUGAUCAUAGUUGCUCGAGGUCCACGUCCUAUCCACGCUCACCUGCAUUGUCUUAUAAUGCAUCAGUCGGUUCUAGCCAUUCAUCUUUGGAAUUUUCUUUCUGAAGCCAAAGAUCAGGAUUGUCUGGAUGGAGGACAUAGAUUGAACUCUUAGGGAAAAGUCGACAAACGGAUGCCAUCGCAAGGCGUCAUGGUACAGGAAGAUCUCGAAGAAUGUUAUCAAGUCCCGCAGGAAGGAAUGACGUCGAUGUCUUUGGAAGAAGCCGGACAGGAGAUCAUCACACACGAAGAGGGCGAACAAUGGCAGCCCCAAGGAGGCAUUCAAAACCUCCCAGAACCAAUCUUUAGGAACAUUCUUGAAAGACUGGAGUGGACCGAGUGGGUGAAGAAUCGACUUGUGUGCGUUUGGUGGAAUACCAUUCUGAACCAACCGCAUCUGUCUAUCUCAUGCAACGCAGCUUCCUCUUGUCAGAAAAAUGGACCACGUUUGUUGCUCACAGAUACUGGUGUGCAGAAUAUUUUCGUAACUCCUCCACUCAGCAAAUGGAUUAAUAACGAGGCUGAGAUAUUCCCUUGGAGUCGAUUGCCUCUUCCCCGUCUAACAACAGAUCCGUGUCUGAAAUUGAUCUCUACAACAGCUGGCCUUUUGAUGUUCGCACGCUGGCGAGAAGAAGAGCAGAGGUAUGUCUACUUGCUGUACGAUCCAGUGUACAGGACUACGAGAGAGGUGCCCCCUCUGUUGCCAUGGCAUAGGCUUCCUGGAAGUAGUAGUACCAGCAGCGAGGCAGCCUCGACCAUGUUCCCUUCUCGUGGAGCUGGAAGUUAUGAAGUAAGGCCAUCAAUCAAGCUGAUUGCUAUUCAGAUUUAUGUACAACAUUACGUUGAGUAUUUGAGAAUAUCAAAAUACGUUUCAGGCGGAAACUCUUGGGAAGUAAUUUCGGACUUCCACAGAAAAGGUAAGAAUGGGCGAGGUACUUCUAAAUAUACGUAUUCAGGUAUAAUGAACUCAUUGAAUCGAUACGUGAGUAAUGUGUGCAUUAUUGGAGAUCGGACUUUCCUUCUCAUGAGUCCAAACUAUGACCCUAAGGUCUACUUUUGCGAUAAUGAAUCUGAGCCUUCUGAGGAGAAUAAGUUAUGCGAGAUCGUCUCCAACGAGCUUAAGAACAUUCCUCUGCCUAUUUUUAUGAGAAGGAAAUGCCAGAUACAAAUAUUUGAGUAUGGACGACUUUUGUACGUGGCACGAAUUUGUAGAUGGCCUAAAGAGAAAGUACAGCUCUGGAAGGUUUCAGAUCCAAGGAGACACUUCGAUACCAAACUGGUGAGUACUAUGCCAGCAGAGUUCGCUUGCGACCUCUUACACAGAAGUUACGACUUCGAAGAGUCAAGCAUACUCUCUAUCCACAUCGAGGCUGAGGGAGACUACGCGUGUUUUACUGAAAAUUAUAAUCCCAGUAGUGUCAUCGUCUUCAAUCUGAAGAAGAUCGAGUGGAAGAAGUUUGACCUCAAUUUUGAUCACCGGGGCCGAUUUCAUGGUAGUAGUUUCAGGUCUUUCCUUUGGCAGCCGAGACUUGAUCUGUGAGUGACUGCUGCUUGCAUGAUUGUCCGUUUUCAAUUGCUCUAAAUGAUUCAAUAUUUUGCUCUUGAUUUCAGUGCUAGAACAUUUCAGUUUUUGAAUAGUCCACAAGUUUUAGCUUCCUCGGAGUUAAGUUAUAUAAUAAAAGUUGUAUAGAAGGGUACCA
Marchantia polymorpha subsp. ruderalis is the source of this 1766-nucleotide messenger RNA. The record is from the annotation of a GenBank genome assembly. NCBI's taxonomy places the organism in Eukaryota, Viridiplantae, Streptophyta, Marchantiopsida, Marchantiales, Marchantiaceae.